Adineta steineri is the source of this 690-nucleotide messenger RNA. The record is from the annotation of a GenBank genome assembly. NCBI's taxonomy places the organism in Eukaryota, Metazoa, Rotifera, Eurotatoria, Adinetida, Adinetidae.
AUGUUUUGGAUAAUUUUUGUUUUACUGGUAUUUUCUACUGGUGAUUGUAUUCUUAUCGGUAAAAUGGAUAAUACUAUAAGGAUUGGUAAUGUAUAUAAAUCAUUAUGGAAUAUAACGCAAAGUCAGUGUAUAUGUGAAAUGAUAAAUUCAAAUGGAAUAAUGUCAACAUUAAAUUAUUUUUCAAUAAAUCAAACUUGCCAAUUAUUUUAUACAAACUACAGUUCGAUUUUAAUUGAAUUUAAACUGAAUUCUUCUUUAAUAUUUAUGAAUCAAUCAGCAAUAUCCAUAGAACUGAAUCAGAUCACAUCGACAUCAUCAUCAUCAACAACAACAACAACUACCAUCACUACGACAACAACCACCACCACUACGACAACAACAACCACCGCGACAACAUCAGCACCUGUUUGCGCUGACAUUUGUCCCAGUAAUCGGACAUCUGAUAUUACUAGCACUUGUGGUCACACCUGUAUUACUGAUGCCAGUAUUGGCAAUCAACAUGUUGGUUCUACCGGCACUUGUGGUAUUAAUUCUACUUAUUGUGCUGGUGGCACUUAUACUAUAACUCGUAAUACUUACAGCGAUGUUAAUUUUGAUUGUAGCGCCUGCUGUGGUUGUGGCUCCUAUGGUUGUUGUACUGGUAUUGGUCUUUCUUCCAGUACGAAUGUUUACUGUAUUAAAUGUAAUUAA